Erythranthe guttata (spotted monkey flower) is the source of this 1385-nucleotide messenger RNA. Its product is annotated as glucan endo-1,3-beta-glucosidase. NCBI's taxonomy places the organism in Eukaryota, Viridiplantae, Streptophyta, Magnoliopsida, Lamiales, Phrymaceae. Gene Ontology annotation, molecular function: hydrolase activity, hydrolyzing O-glycosyl compounds. The record is from RefSeq and is a predicted model, not a curated record. Gene Ontology annotation, biological process: carbohydrate metabolic process.
UUGCUAAUAAAAUAUUUAACAAAAAACCCCUUAAUGCAAUUUUUUUUAGCACACAAGUCCUAAAUGGUCCUUGUUUGUUUUGGUGGUUUACAUUUAGUUCAUCAACCUUACAUUUAAUUUAGCAGAGCUAGUUAGCUAUAUUCAAACCAUAUCAAACCAAAAUAUCAAUAAAAUAACAUGCACAAAUUAAUUUAUAAACAGCAAUUUUUUGCAGAUAAUUAUCUACAGAAAUGGCAAUUCAGAGAAUGAGAAUCAAUCAAAGAUUCCUUCCACACCUUGUAUCUGUAUUUACCAUCUUACCCCUGCUGUCACAUCUAACAAGUGCCGCACCAGUAGGAGUCUGCUACGGGCGCGUGGCGAGUGACCUGCCACCACCCCCGGCCGUGAUCCACCUCCUCCAAGCCAACGGAAUCUCAAGGAUCCGGAUCUUCAACCCUGAUCCGGAAGCUCUCGCCCCGUUCUCCGGCACCGGAAUCCAGCUCAUGAUCGGCAUCCCAAACGAAAUCAUCCCCGAUCUAGCAAACGACACCGUUUCCGCCUCCCUCAUAUGGCUCGGAUCCAACAUCUUCACCCACAUUUCACCUUCCCAAGUAAAAUACUUCGCCGUCGGCAACGAAGUCCUGCUAAAUGACCCGUACUACUCCCCGUUUUUAGUACCCGCCAUUCUCAAUCUGUACCGAGCUCUUCAGAUGCUAGGGUUAGCCGACACAAUCAAACUUUCAUCCCCACACGCGGCGGCCGUUUUGUCCGACUCCUACCCACCGUCGGCCGGCGCUUUCGACCACAACCUCACGUCAGUUCUGGUUCCGCUCCUGAAAUUUCUGAACGAAACCGAAUCGCCGUUGAUGGUCAACGUUUACCCCUUCUUCAGCUACGUCAACAACCACCCGUACGUCACGCUUGACUACGCCCUUUUUAGGUCGUCGGCGGUCGAGAUUGACCGCGAUCUGGAAUACACGAACGUGUACGAUGCGACGAUAGACGCGUUCGUGUACGCGAUGGAGAGAGAAGGAUUUUCUAGAAUUCCGGUGAUGGUGACGGAGACGGGAUGGCCGACGGACGGCGGAGAUGGCGCCGGAGCUGGUAAUGCGUUGGAUUAUAAUAGGAAUGUUGUGAUGAGGACGAAGGGUAAUAUCGGAACUCCGAAAAGACCGGGAGUUGGGGUUGAGGUUUUUCUUUUUGAUUUGUUUGAUGAGAAUGGUAAAACUGGUGUUGAGUUUGAGAAGCAUUUUGGAAUGUUCCGGGUUGAUGGAAUCAAGGCUUAUGAUAUUAGCUUCAUUUAAUAUUAUUAUUUAAAUUAUAUUUUAUUGUAUUGUUUUUCUAUAACUAUUUACUUAGUAAAUGUUCCUGUUUUUUUUUUUUAAACAUUAUUUGUACUAUUUUUG